CCGGUGAUUGCCUAGAGAGGCCGCUACCCGACAGAAGGGGAGCCGAGGCUUCCGCUCAGCGGAGAGGCAAGAUGGCCACGGCUGGGGGCGGCUCUGGACCUGACCCGGGAAGUUGGGGUCUUCUUCGCCUUCUGUCUUUGUACGUCCUUCUGGCAGGUUUGUGCUGGGGAAACUCAGUGGAGAGGAAGAUCUACAUCCCUUUAAAUAAAACUGCUCCCUGUGUUCGUCUGCUCAAUGCCACUCAUCAGAUCGGCUGCCAGUCUUCAAUUAGUGGGGACACAGGGGUUAUCCACGUAGUGGAGAAGGAAGAGGACCUGAAGUGGGUGUUGACUGAUGGCCCCAACCCUCCUUACAUGGUUUUGCUGGAGGGCAAACUCUUCACCAGAGAGGUAAUGGAGAAGCUGAAGGGGAGAACCAGCCGAAUUGCUGGUCUUGCAGUGUCCUUGACCAAGCCCAGUCCCACGGCAGGCUUCUCUCCCAGCGUGCAGUGCCCAAAUGAUGGGUUUGGUGUUUACUCAGACCUCUAUGGGGCCGAGUUCGCUCACUGCAGAGAAGUCUCGUGGAACUCCCUGGGCAAUGGCUUGGCUUAUGAAGACUUUAGUUUCCCCAUCUUUCUUCUCGAAGAUGAAAACGAAACCAAAGUCAUCAAGCAGUGCUAUCAGGAUCACAACCUGGGUCAGAACGGCUCGGCUCCCGCCUUCCCACUGUGCGCCAUGCAGCUCUUCUCGCACAUGCACGCUGUCGUCAGCACGGCCACCUGCAUGCGGCGCAGCUCCAUCCAGAGCACCUUCAGUAUCAACCCAGAAGUUGUCUGUGACCCUCUGUCUGACUACAAUGUCUGGAGCAUGCUGAAGCCUAUCAACACAUCAGGGACGUUGGAGCCGGAUGACAAGGUUGUGGUUGCUGCCACCCGGCUGGACAGUCGUUCCUUCUUCUGGAAUGUGGCCCCGGGGGCGGAAAGUGCUGUCGCCUCCUUCGUCACCCAGCUGGCUGCAGCUGAGGCUUUGCAGAAGGCCCCCGACGUGGCCACCUUGCCCCGCAACGUCAUGUUCGUCUUCUUCCAAGGGGAAACGUUCGACUACAUCGGCAGCUCGAGAAUGGUCUACGACAUGGAGAAGGGCAAGUUUCCUGUGCAGUUAGAGAACAUCGACGCAUUCGUGGAGCUGGGUCAGGUGGCCUUAAGAACCUCGCUGGAGCUGUGGAUGCACACAGAUCCCAUGUCUCAGAAGAAUGAGUCUGUACGAAACCAGGUGGAAGACCUCCUGACCACCCUGGAGAAGAGUGGCACUGGUGUCCCCACUGUCGUCCUCAGGAGGCUGAGUCAGUCCCAGGCUCUCCCACCCUCUUCUCUGCAGCGGUUUCUUCGAGCUCGAAACAUCUCCGGUGUAGUUCUAGCUGACCACUCUGACGUCUUCCAUAACCGCUAUUACCAGAGCAUUUAUGACACUGCCGAGAACAUCAACGUGAGCUAUCCUGAGUGGCUGAGCCCUGAGGAGGACCUGGACUUCGUGACAGACACCGCCAAGGCCCUGGCGGACGUGGCCACGGUGCUGGCACGGGCGCUGUACCAGCUCGCAGGAGGAGCCAACCUCAGUGACACAGUCCAUGCUGAUCCCCAGACGGUUACCCGUCUGCUCUAUGGGUUCCUGAUUAGGGCCAACAACUCUUGGUUCCAGUCUGUCCUCAGGCAGGACCUAAGGGCCUAUUUGGGGGACGGGCCUCUUCAACAUUACACCGCUGUCUCCAGCCCCACCAACACCACCUACGUUGUCCAGUAUGCCCUGGCAAAUCUGACUGGCCAGGUGACUGACCUCACCCGAGAGCAGUGCCAGGAUCCAAGUCACGUCCCAAACGAGAGCAAGGAUCUGUAUGAGUACUCAUGGGUUCAAGGCCCUCUGAACUCCAACGAGACAGAGCGGCUCCCCCGGUGUGUGCGUUCCACGGCACGACUGGCCAGGGCCCUGUCCCCUGCCUUCGAGCUGAGUCAGUGGAGCUCCAAGGAAUACUCUACGUGGACUGAGAGCCGAUGGAAAGACAUUCGUGCCCGGAUAUUCCUGGUCGCCAGCAAAGAGCUCGAGUUCAUCACCCUGAUGGUGGGCUUUGGCAUCCUCGUCUUCUCUCUGGCUGUGACCUACUGCAUCAAUGCUAAGGCCGACGUCCUUUUCAUCGCUCCCCGGGAGCCAGGAGCAGUGUCUUACUGAAGAGGACCCCACCUCCUGCCGGCUCUGCAGUUUACUUCCUAGAUCACUUGUCCCACUGGGACACAAAUAACAGUUUGUCACUGGAACCUCUCUGGGCCUGUCUGAGACUGGGAGUAAUAUACAGGAGUGGACUGUCCGAAAGCAGAAGAGAUGAACAAAUCACCUCCCCUCCCUCUCUCCCCUUUCCCAUUUUCUCCUUCUGGGUUCCAGGAAUAAAAAUGGGAGCUUCUUGCUCCUGUUGAGCUCCCAAGUUCCCCACCCUGGUUGCCCUUGGGGAUCCCUCUGUUCAUCCUACCCCACCCCCCCGCCGGCUUCCUGACCAGGAAGAAGGACAUAAGGGUGAAUGUCAGGAUCAGAGGACAGUGAGCCCCUGAGGAGAGGACAGGGUCUCUGGGCUGAGCCUCUGCCAGUUCCUCAGAUGACAUGUGGGGUGGACGUGCUGCUAGGUGGGCAUCCCGCCUCCAGCCCACAGUGCCCAGGCCUACUUUUUAUUAUGCUGUAAUUUCUAUUUUUGUUGUUUUGUUUUCAUUUUUUUUUGUAAAUAUAUAAAUAGCGAAUUUCAUUAAAAUAGAUUAUCCCACA
This is a messenger RNA of Tupaia belangeri chinensis (Chinese tree shrew), 2783 nucleotides long. RefSeq names its product nicastrin (gene NCSTN). The coding region runs from base 72 to 2201 and encodes 709 amino acids. The record is from RefSeq and is a predicted model, not a curated record. Gene Ontology annotation, cellular component: plasma membrane. Gene Ontology annotation, biological process: Notch receptor processing; protein processing. The transcript has 18 exons. Lineage: Eukaryota; Metazoa; Chordata; Mammalia; Scandentia; Tupaiidae.